GUACUCAUUUGUGCAUUGUUCUCCCAUGAAGCUUAGUAUGUUUCACUCAAUUUUACUUUCUUUAGCUUAGUUGAUACCAAUCCAGUUGUAGAAUUCAUUUACCGACCGACCAGUAAUCUGUUCUUUUUAUAUACUUGUUUGUAGCUUGACAAUCGUUGUUUGUUCCCACAUCCUUCAGUGUCCGUGCUUGUACUCUUUACAAUUUUAAAUAACUGGCAAUUUGAAUUUCCCCCCUUUGUCGCAUGUAAUUCCUCUUGAAAUUGCAACACUGGGCCUUUUUGUUAUUGUGACUUUGGAGGAAUUGAUCAAGAUUCAAGAAGAAACUGAUGAGAAUGAAGAUAGAACUUUUCAGAAUUUAUAGUGUGUUAUUACUUGUUAUAUUUGAUGGGUCAUCUCAUUUUGGAUUGGAUUCAGUUUGUUAACGUUAGUAUGUAAUGACUAAUUAAAGUUUUCUGCUAAAAUUAUCAUUUUUUUUACAUUUAUUAUAUAUAGAAAGAUAUUGACCUCUCUAUUGAUAAAAAAAUACAAAUUCACCACCCUGGUCAAGAGCUCUACGAUUGAAAAGUCAUUAGAAGCUUCUUCUGGUUUCAUUUCUAAAUUUUUAAGAAGGUAUCAGAUGGCUCAGAGAGGUGUUUGGCAACUGCAAAAACUAAUAGUUAAUUACUGUGACUGGGGAGGCAGUAGCAGGGGCAUCAGGGCAUUUAUGGAGUCCCAACUACCAGCAUUAAAAGAGUGUAAUCCUCAGUUGGAGGUGGUUACUGAACUCAUCCGUGGUCAGCAUCCACUUUUGAAGGGCUUCUACAAGAACAAAAGAGAACGGGUGGUAUGUGUGAGAAAUAUGGAUUCUGAUGAGGUUCUCCAUUCUGCAAUAAGAUUAAGAAAUUCAUUGGGAAGAAAGGUGGUGAAACUGAAGACUAGGCAUAUAACCAAACACCCUAGCGUACAAGGUACAUGGACUACAGAUGUGAGAUUUUGAGAGAUGAAAGCAUCAACUGAAAGAGCCUUUUUUGGUUUCCUUGUAUUAAUAAUGCUGAAUGUGAAACAAACGUUUGAGAUAUUGAGUUUUGCUAUGCAAUUAGACACAAUUUAUACACUUACUGCCUGCUGUAACUUUUUUAGUUUAUUUUAUUUUUACAUUUCCUUUUCCA
Molecule: messenger RNA, 1148 nt
Organism: Cannabis sativa
Lineage: Eukaryota; Viridiplantae; Streptophyta; Magnoliopsida; Rosales; Cannabaceae
Product: large ribosomal subunit protein mL43
Exons: 4
Coding region: 617-976 (119 amino acids)
Biological process (GO): mitochondrial translation
Cellular component (GO): mitochondrial large ribosomal subunit
Molecular function (GO): structural constituent of ribosome
Source: RefSeq, a predicted model, not a curated record